AUGACUGACUGGACAACGGGCAUUAUGCCGCUGCACCAGGUGCACAAGCCUCCUUUCACUAUCGAGGCUCCUGGCUACGAGAAGGUCCCCGGCGAAACUAUUCCUCGACGUCACCCCAAGGCCAAGGACGGCCUCGUCACCUAUCCUGCUCCCGAUGCCAGGACCGUCUUCCAGGUUGUUGAGCGCAGCGCUCGACUCUACCCCAACCAUCAUGCUGUCGGUGCCCGCAAGCUCAUCAACAUGCACACUGAGAAGAAGAAGGUCAAGAAGAACGUCGAUGGCGAAAUUCAAGAAGUUGAGAAGGAGUGGUCCUACUUCGAGUUGACUGGCUUCGACUACUUGACUUACCAACAGUACCUCGAGCGCGUUUUGCAGAUCGGCUCCGGUCUACGGAAGCUGGGCUUGACCAGUGAUGACAAGCUUCACAUUUUCGGUACCACUAGCAUCGGUUGGAUCUCUACUUCCCACGCAGCUGCCUCACAGUCCAUCUCGAUUGUCACCGCCUACGAUACGCUUGGUCCCAGUGGUGUCGAGCACUCUCUCGUUCAGACCGAAUGUAGCGCUAUGUAUGUCGAUUCGCAACUCCUCAAGACAGCCUCAGAGCCUAUCAAGAAGUCUUCCGUCAAAACCGUCAUCGUCAACGACCGAACGAUCUUCGCCAAGGGUGGGGAGCUUGAGGCCUUCAAGGCCGAUCAUCCUGAUCUGAAGAUCAUCACUCUCGAGGAACUUCGUCAGCUCGGUGAAGAUAAUCCCGUCGAGCCGAACCCGGCUAAGCCAUCCGACCUUUACUGUAUCAUGUAUACUUCUGGUUCCACUGGUCUGCCCAAGGGUGCCUGCAUCACCCACGAAGCUCUUAUUGCUGGAGUCACCAGUUUGUACACCUGUGUCGAAGAAUGCGUUAGCGAUAAGGAAUGUAUUCUUGCCUACUUACCUCUUGCUCAUAUUUUCGAAAUGGCCCUCGAAAACCUCGUCAUGUACAUUGGAGGAACUCUUGGAUAUGGAAACCCGCGAACGCUUUCUGAUGCAUCAAUGAAGAAUUGCGCUGGUGAUAUGCGCGAGUUCAAGCCCACUGUCAUGGUUGGCGUCCCCCAAAUCUGGGAGACUGUGAGAAAGGGCAUCACAGCCAAGCUCGAGGCUGCCAGUCCUCUCCUCAAGAACCUCUUCUGGGGCGCCUACAACUGGAAGGCAUUCGCCUCCAAGAACAAGCUGCCUCUGGCGAGCUUGUUUGACAGCAUCGUGUUUGGCAAAGUCCGUGAAUUGACGGGUGGUCGUAUGCGCUUCACUAUGAAUGGCGCCAGUGGUAUUUCCGAUGGCACAAAGAACUUCAUUUCGUUGGUCGUUGCUCCCAUGUUGGCUGGUUAUGGCCUCACUGAGACCUGCGCCAAUGGCUCUCUGGGCUGCCCACUUGAGUUCUCCCCCGAUGCCAUUGGUCCUACCCCUUGCGCUUGCGAUGUCAAGCUUGUUGCACUUCCCGAGCUGGGCUACUCAACAGAAGCCAAGGUUCCACAAGGUGAGAUCUGGAUCAAGGGUUUGCCAGUUAUGACUAAAUACUGGAACAACCCCGAGGAGACAGAAAAGGCCCUGACUCCUGACGGCUGGUUCAAGACUGGCGAUAUCGGAGAAUUCAAUGCCCAGGGCCACCUUCGGGUCUUUGACCGCGUCAAGAAUCUCGUCAAGAUGCAGGGCGGCGAAUACAUUGCCCUUGAGAAACUCGAGUCUGUGUACCGUGGUGUCCAAUCUGUGGCCAACGUUAUGGUCCACGCCGAUCCCGAGCACUCACGCCCUAUUGCCGUCAUCAUGCCGAACGAGAAAGUCUUGCACGAGAAGGCCAAGGAGCUGGGUGUUGAUGAGCACAAUCUCCACACUGUCCACACCAACCCCAAGAUGGUCAGCUUUGUUCUCAAGGAUCUCCAAGGUGCUGCCAAACGUGCUGGUUUGAGCAGUAUUGAGAUAGUCACUGGCGUUUUGAUCACCGACGAAGAGUGGACAUCGGAUAAUGGACUUCUCACCGCUACUCAGAAGCUGAACCGACGCAAGAUCACCGAGCACUUCAAGAAGGACAUCGCUGCCACCCUCAAGAGCACUAGCUCGUGA
Fusarium fujikuroi IMI 58289 is the source of this 2094-nucleotide messenger RNA. Its product is annotated as related to long-chain-fatty-acid--CoA ligase. Gene Ontology annotation, molecular function: long-chain fatty acid-CoA ligase activity. Gene Ontology annotation, biological process: long-chain fatty acid metabolic process; long-chain fatty-acyl-CoA metabolic process. Bases 1 to 2094 code for a protein of 697 amino acids. Gene Ontology annotation, cellular component: lipid droplet; plasma membrane; endoplasmic reticulum. The record is from RefSeq and is a predicted model, not a curated record. NCBI's taxonomy places the organism in Eukaryota, Fungi, Ascomycota, Sordariomycetes, Hypocreales, Nectriaceae. The transcript is spliced from 4 exons.